GCUUGUGUGCUGGUGUGUGCUGGUGUGUGCUGGUGUGUGCUGGUGUGUGCGUUGGGUCCCAUAACCUGGCAUGGACACAUGCCGCAUGUGUCUGCAUGUGUGUCCGCAUGCAUGCGUGCAUUGUCGCGAUCAAUCAUUGAAUUUCAUACAUUGGGGAGCGUCAUCAACGCAUCUCACAUCACAUCAUGAUUCCGUGAACCCAUGCCCUUUCUUCCACGUCUUGAACCACAACCACUGGGGGGAAACAAACCAUGAAACAAACCAUGAAACAAAACGUGAACAUUCGGUAACAAACACUAUGUUAUCGAACGUUCUGGUAACCACCAUGUGGUAACCAGAUAGUAUGGGAGGAUCUGGUAGAGCGGGCGGUGGAGAGGGAGGAGAAGGAGGCGAGGCGCAAGAAGCGGCUGGCGGAGGACCUAACGGAUGCUAUGAGGAGCAUCAAGGGCAUCACGGGGAGCACCAAGUGGGAGGAUGCCAAGCCGCUCGUGCAGUCGCUGCCAGAAUACAAGGCAAUAUUGGAGGAGGCGGAGAGGCGGAAAGUGGUGGAGGAGCACGUGGCUCGGCUGCUGCAUAAGGAGAAGAAGAAGGAGAGGGAGAAGGAGAAGGAGAAGGAGAAGGAGAGGAAGAAGAAGGAAGAGAAGGCAAAGAAAGAAGAGGAGAAGAAGGAGAAGGAGAGGAAGGAGAAGGAGGAAAAGGAGAAGGAGAAAGAGGAGAAGGAGAAGAGGAAGGAGAAAGAGAGGAAGGAGAAGGAGGAGAAGAAAGAGAAGGAAAAGGAAAAGGAGAAGGAGAGGGAGAAGGAAAAAGAAAAGGAGAAGGAGAAGAAGGAGAAGGAUAAGGGGAAGGGUAAGGAGAGGAAGGGAGAGGAGAGUGAGAGUGACACAGAGAAGGUAAAUGAGGAGAGGAGGAGCAAGGAUAAGGGGAAAACGAAGGUGGAUAAGUGUAAGGAAACAGAGGACAGCAAAGAAGGUAAGGAGAAAGGGUCUGAGAAGGCACGGAAGGAUAGGGAGGAGAAGGAGAGUGAGAAGGAUAAGAAGAGCGGGCAUGAGGAGAGGAAGAAGCGGGAUGGUGAGAGAAAGAGGAAGGAUAGGGGGGAGUCGGACGAGAGUGAGGGAGAGGAAGAGGAGCUUGAGGAAGGGGAGGACCGGCCCCGGGGUAGCAAGCAGGCGAAGAAGAGUGCUGACGGGUCUGAUGAUGAGGUGGAGGAGCGCGGGAAAGGGAAGGACUUGGAGCAAUUCAAGUCCAAGGAUAAGAAGAAGGAGCACAAGAGGAGGUCGAGGAGGGAUGAGAGUGAGGAGGAUGAGGAGGAGGAUGAGAGGGAGAGGGGGGGGAAGAAGAGGGACAAGAGGGACAGGGAGGAGAAGGAGAGGAGUAAGUCGAAGGACAAGCGAGAGAAAGAUGACAAAGAGGAGAAGGAGAAGGGGAAGGGGAAGGAAAAGGAGAAAGAUAAGGAGAAGGAGAAGAAGGGGAAGGGGAAGGACGAGAAGGAAAGGGAGAAGGAGAAGGAGAGGAAGCACCGGAGGAGGCACCGCGAUGAAGAGGAGGACGAUGAGGAGGAGGAGGAUGAGAAGGAGGCGCGCAGGUCCAAGCGCAGCAAGGGCAGCAGCGACCACCGGAGGUCGUCCCGCAAGGAUCACGAGAGUGACAGUGAGUCGGACGACAGCGGGCACAGGAGCAGGGAGCGGGAGAGGAAGCAUCGCAAGUCAAAGAAGUCGUCGCACCGCUCGCACGCUGAUGAUGAUCUCGAGGACGGGGAAGUGGGUGCCUGACGGGGAUGUGGGUGUGUGAUGAGCAAGUGGGAUUGUGGUGGUGGGGGUGUGGGAGAAUUAGGUGCGAUGGGCAAGUGGGAGGGGAACAGAAUGAGGAUAACAGGUAGCAAGACAUUCGCUACAUCCGCUAAGGGAGCGAUAGCUUGUUUUCAUAGGAUGAUACGGGAGCGGAACACUGGAAGUCGAUUUAUUUCACAGAUAGAACCAGCAUGCAUGGCUUGCAUGCCUUAUGUCAUAUGUAAUUUUUUGGAAGCGUAUGAUGCUUUCUAGAAAAUG
Molecule: messenger RNA, 2045 nt
Organism: Closterium sp. NIES-67
Lineage: Eukaryota; Viridiplantae; Streptophyta; Zygnematophyceae; Desmidiales; Closteriaceae
Source: the annotation of a GenBank genome assembly